UUGAAGGAAAAUGAAAUCGGCCAUGUCGUGGUAGAGAUCUGUCCUGCAUCCAGCGAGGCUUAAUCACGGCUUAAUUCACCUUUUUCUCAUGUAAUGUAGACUUAGAACCACAGCUCUGAUAAUUACAACAUCUAAACCUCUCGUUUGACAGAAAAAAAUCCAGUCAAAUAUCGUGAAAAACCAGAUAUUCCAUCAUGAGCGGAGGAGGAACGCCGUACAUUGGGAGCAAAAUUAGCUUAAUCUCCAAGGCCGGGAUCCGCUAUGAAGGAAUUUUGUACACCAUUGAUACGGAGAACUCGACCGUAGCUCUUGCUAAAGUGCGCUCUUUUGGCACUGAGGACCGGCCCACUGACAGGCCUAUUCCUCCUCGAGAUGAAGUGUUUGAGUACAUCAUCUUCAGAGGGAGUGACAUAAAGGACCUGACAGUCUGUGAGCCGCCCAAAGCCACUAGCUCCCUGCCUCAGGACCCUGCUAUAGUUCAAUCGUCGCUUGGAUCCGCCAAUGUUGCCCCGCCGCCCUCCUUCCAGGCCCCGGGGCCCUACGCUCCGCUCAGCAAGGCCCCUCCUGCCUCCUACAGCCAGUUUGGAGUCACCCCCCUGGCAUCUCAGCCGUAUGGAUCUGCUGGAGGACGCGCCAGCCCCGAAAUGGACUCGUUGAAAAAACGUCCCAUCCUGGAGCAGGCAGUGCAGGCCCCCCCCUCUUCUGCCCCCGCCCCCCCUGCUCCUGUGGGUCAGAGGCCUCAGCCCAUUGCGGCCCCCCGACCCACCAGCAGCAGCGCAGGCAUCCAGAAGCCCCCCGACCUCCUGGAGCAGAGACGCGCUCCUGAGGUUCAGACGGUGUCUCAGCCUGAGCAUGAACACGGUGCGAUGGAGAACCGAGACCCAAACAAGCGCUACAAUGCUGGUCUGCAGUCUAACCGCCGUGGGCGCGGCAGAGGGAACCGCAGCAGAGGCCGAAUGAACGUACGUCGGGACGGUGCCAUGAAGUUUGAAGAAGACUUCGACUUUGAGACCGCCAACGCUCAGUUCAACAAGGAUGAGAUCGACAAAGAGCUGCAGAACAAACUCAAACUGAAAGAUGACAAGAUUGAGAAGUCUCUGAAUGGAGAGGAAGCUGCAGAGUCAGCAGAACAUCCGGCCAGCGAGGGCACCACCACCACCACCACCGCCGCCAGCACCACCACCACCACCAACGAAGAUGACGAGGCUACGUCCAACACUUACUACGACAAGACCAAGUCCUUCUUCGAUAACCUGGGUGCUGACGAUUUAAGUAAAGGGGGUGAUCGAGGCUUCUCAAGGUGAGUCACAUGGUUUCAUAG
Messenger RNA from Notothenia coriiceps (black rockcod), 1321 nucleotides. Its product is annotated as protein LSM14 homolog A-like. The transcript has 8 exons. Gene Ontology annotation, cellular component: P-body. Gene Ontology annotation, biological process: P-body assembly; cytoplasmic stress granule assembly. NCBI's taxonomy places the organism in Eukaryota, Metazoa, Chordata, Actinopteri, Perciformes, Nototheniidae. Bases 195 to 1304 code for a protein of 369 amino acids. Gene Ontology annotation, molecular function: mRNA binding. The record is from RefSeq and is a predicted model, not a curated record.